AUGAGUAAAAAGAUGUCUACAGAGGGCGUGGUAGAAUAUGUUAGGCGGAACAUCAUAGCGCCAAACUUCGAAGAUGUUGAAGAAGUCGAGAUCUUGUCGACUAUAAGGUACGAUCCAAACCUGACACAUGUGUUUCCCACUGUUUCUCCUAUCGACUGUGAUAUACGGUUUGAUUUCCUGAAGAAUGAGACUGUCAAUCCUGUGUACACAAGUGAUAAUAAGGAUUUGCUUGUGAAAAGUUACAUGCAGAUAGAUGGGCACUCAAAUCUAUACAAUCCGCUACAGGAGCUCAUGCAUCUCUUCGAUAAGCCAGCGGAGCUGGAGACUCCAAGCAUCACGGUAGCUGAACCAGAGCGGAACUUAAGGUCUGUAUUUAAGGACCGAUUUUUCCUGCUGAAAGAGCACCAGCAAAGACUGGAUUUAGCAUUAUCCUAUUUUGAAUGGGAUUUUGAAAUUCCGAGAUCUCUGCUGCUAGAUAAGCUGAUUGAAGCAUUGCCUCUUCCUGAAGGCCAACAUGCAGAUACUUUGGAACAGCGCAUGGAACUGUUGGUCAACUUGAACCAGAAUUAUAAAAUGCGGGUUUUAAUCUCGAAAAGUGGAAACAUGAGAAUAGAGGCACAUCCUCUGCCACCAUCUCCAGUUAUAUCCAGUGAUAUGCAAAAGUAUUUCAUAUGUACACUGCUUUCGGGAUUUCUUGAUGGGACUGACGCGUGGGAUAUUUACGUUGAUACGAAGCCUAUUGUGAUUUCGCCAUUCACCACAUUCAAAACUACCAAACGAGAGCACUAUAACCAAGCUCGUAGCAGGAUGGAAGAACUUGCGGUUGCUGCUGGAACAGCUGGUAAUAAGAAAGAAAUAUUGGUUUACAAUGAGGCAUUCCAGCUUAUGGAAGGUUCAAUUACCAGUGUUGCAAUCAAGCAAUACAUCAAUGACAAAGAAUACCGUUUUGUGACACCUUUCCUUACAUCAGGGUGCUUAUGCGGUGUGAUGAGACACUUUCUGAUACAAAAAGGUUUGAUCCAGGAAUAUGCGAUUGACGUUCGUGACCUGAAGGUCGGAGAUGUUAUUUUGAUAUUUAAUGGAGUUAUGGGCUGUGUAAAGGGGAUCAUUAGACAAACGCCCAAAUUUGAAAAGUAA
Messenger RNA from Eremothecium sinecaudum, 1137 nucleotides. It is a transcript of the gene ABZ2, whose product is annotated as aminodeoxychorismate lyase ABZ2. Gene Ontology annotation, molecular function: catalytic activity. The transcript has a single exon. Gene Ontology annotation, biological process: carboxylic acid metabolic process. The coding region runs from base 1 to 1137 and encodes 378 amino acids. The record is from RefSeq and is a predicted model, not a curated record. NCBI's taxonomy places the organism in Eukaryota, Fungi, Ascomycota, Saccharomycetes, Saccharomycetales, Saccharomycetaceae.